UACAUAUUCUCUCUUCCAUUCGAAAGCAGCAGGACUUAGCCUAUCCUGAUCCCUCUCAGCUCCCUUCUCCUCCCCUUUCUGAUCUUCAUGUCUUCAUUUGAUCUCAACCAAGCUUCCUCCAUAGAGGAGGAAGAACAUGAUCUCUGCGUCCCCAACCACCUCUUCACUGCCCUCUACCAUCGCUCAUCGGAUUACAGUUGCAUCACCUUUGAUCGCCACCAGCAGCACGAGCACAAGGAAAUCUUGUUCAUGGAUGGAUCGAGCUGCAAUGAUGAUCGCGGCUCGAUUGCACCGGAUCCUGCUAACGAGAGCCAUGGCAACGAUCUCAAGCUCUCGCUUUGCGAUCCGUUGGGUAGUUUAAAGCGAGAGGAGGAGGAGGAGGAGGAGGAGGAAGAGGCGUCGGUCGUUAGGGAGGGCAACUGGGUGCCCUCCAAGAUGCGGUUCAUGCGCAAGAUGAUGAAGUAUUCAGCUCAUAUGAUAGUGAGCAAACCGAGCGAUCUUAGCCAAGAAGCGAUCCAACCAGUUCGAGGGUUUCCCAUCCGGACAAGUAGCACAGCUGCUCAUAAAAAUAACAACAACACGGACAGCAACUCAACCUCUCCGAGUGGGAUCAUCAGAGUCUGCAGCGACUGUAACACCACAAAGACGCCUCUCUGGAGAAGCGGCCCUCGCGGCCCCAAGUCCUUGUGCAACGCUUGCGGUAUACGUCAAAGGAAAGCGAGGCGGGCAAUGGCUGCGGCGCUACAUGGAGGAGUAGGACUUACCGGCGGCGGCGGCGGCCAUGCCACGGCCGUGGUGGCAAACAAAGCUAGGAAGGAAACCAAAUUGGGCAUCGAUCGAACCGAUCUCCCAUUCAAGAAGCGGUGCAAGGUGAACAUUACUGCUUCUCCUCCUCGCCCUCCUCCCAAGAAGCUUUGUUUUGAUGAUGCAGCGCUGAAAGCCACCAACAAGCAUAACAACUCCACUGUGAUCAAGAAGGUCUUCCCGCAAGAGGAGAGAGAUGCAGCAGUGUUGUUGAUGGCCUUAUCCUGUGGCAUCAUCCGCAGUUGAUCGAUCAGACUUAAGGUGCUCCUUUCUACUUAAUUUGAAUUUGUUUGAGUUGUUCUCUAAUUAUAAAAAUGAAGUCGAUCGAGGAUAUAUAUAAUAUGAGCUACCUAGUGUUGAUUGUUAUUUAAGCAAGUAUGUAACUUUGCUGAGUGAGGAAUUAAUAAACCUUUGGAACAAAUAAACUUUUAAUUUGGGAGUGCUGUUAUUGGAUUUUA
Molecule: messenger RNA, 1262 nt
Organism: Zingiber officinale
Lineage: Eukaryota; Viridiplantae; Streptophyta; Magnoliopsida; Zingiberales; Zingiberaceae
Product: protein CYTOKININ-RESPONSIVE GATA TRANSCRIPTION FACTOR 1-like
Exons: 3
Coding region: 88-1050 (320 amino acids)
Biological process (GO): regulation of DNA-templated transcription
Molecular function (GO): sequence-specific DNA binding; zinc ion binding
Source: RefSeq, a predicted model, not a curated record